Molecule: messenger RNA, 1166 nt
Organism: Canis lupus familiaris (dog)
Lineage: Eukaryota; Metazoa; Chordata; Mammalia; Carnivora; Canidae
Gene: WFDC10B
Product: WAP four-disulfide core domain 10B
Exons: 2
Coding region: 786-1007 (73 amino acids)
Cellular component (GO): extracellular region
Molecular function (GO): peptidase inhibitor activity
Source: RefSeq, a predicted model, not a curated record
AUUUGAUAUACUUAUGUGUUGUAAAGUGAUCUAACACUUCUAUCACAUCACAUAAUUAUCAUUUCUUAUCUGUGGUGAGAACACAAAAGACUUAGUGUCUUAGUAACUUUCAAGUAGUACUGUUACCUAUAAGUACUAUGGUGUAUGUUAGAUCCCCAGAAUCUAUUCAUCUUAUAACUGAAAGUUUAUACUUUUGCCAACAUUUCCCCAUUCCCCAAUCUGCAACCCAUGGUAACCAUCAUUCUACUCUGUUUCUAGCAGUUCAGAAUUUUUAGAUUCCAUGGAGGCGAUAUUAUACAAUAUUUGUCUUUUUAUGUCUGACAUUUUUACUUAUCACAGUGCCUCAAGUUUUAUUCAAGUUGUCAAAAAUGGCAAGAUUUCCUUCCUUCUUAGGGUUGAAUAAUCUAUCUAUUGAUCUAUUGAUCUAUCUCUAUAUCUAUACUACAUCUUCAUCUAUUCAUCCAUUGAUGGACUGAGGUUGUUUUUAUAUCUUCCUACAAAAAUAAUGCUUUCUUCUUUUCUGUAAAUUAUCUUGUAACUAGAAUAUAGAAAUACAUCUUUCAGGGAGAAAUUCUGUUUGCAAAGGAAGGGGUUAGUUAUGUGACAACAGGAGUGACCUACAGAAGCCAAAGUCCCACAGGGAACAGGACACGGUAAGGGCAGGCAAAGGGGAGGAAACAAGACUCCUUGUUUGGCCAGUGGAGGGAGGGAGGAGCCAAGGAGGAUCUCCCAACUCUCCAGAGAAGUCUGGGCCAGACUGAGAGCAUUCCACUCUGACCAGAGUCAUGCCAACCCAGGCUCUGCUGCUCAUCCUGCUCCUCUGUAUGCUGCUGCUGCAAGUCCAGGGAGGGUACCAUGAACUGAAGAGGAAGCCAAGUCAAAAGGCCUGUGAGAAGAAGCCCAGCAUGGACCUUUGCAGCAAUCAUUGUUCAUAUUUUCUAAAGUGUCCAGAAGCGAACGCUAUAUGCUGUCCAACCUUCUGUGGGAAUGUUUGCAUGAGUCGCUAGUGAGUGGGCAAGGGGACUGGGCUGUGCAUCCUGCUCCUCUGCUCUCUUCACACCAAGGAACAAGAACCUCAGAUCCUAGGCAGGAGGAUGUCAACAAGAAUGCACCUUCGCUGCUGUCUGAACUUGUUUCUGUCAAAUAAACCAGAACAAAUGUCCACA